Molecule: messenger RNA, 4982 nt
Organism: Apis laboriosa (Himalayan honeybee)
Lineage: Eukaryota; Metazoa; Arthropoda; Insecta; Hymenoptera; Apidae
Product: chaoptin
Exons: 6
Coding region: 534-4676 (1380 amino acids)
Cellular component (GO): plasma membrane; extracellular matrix
Molecular function (GO): protein binding
Source: RefSeq, a predicted model, not a curated record
UCGAGGUAGUAUCUCGAACGUAGGUAACCCCGUUAAGUCUCCAUCUGCGAAUCUACUGUACUGUCUUGUCUAUUGAGAAAGACAAUACAACGUGCUUAUUAGUUUUCUGUGUUUUUUCCUUUUUGUGUUGAUUGCAAUUUUUGAUUUUUGAUGAGUUUAAUAUUGUAUUUGUAUUUUAACUUCUUGAUAAUUUAUAUUUUAAUAUUUUAAUCGGUUCGAUUGCGGUACCUUCCACUUUGUUUCUUUUGAGAUCAAAAAAAUACGAGAUAAGUUGAAUCAUGUGAAAAUUUAAAGCACACAAGAAAUUGAUAGAAUAGAAUAAUUGAUACAAUAAAUCAAUGAUUAUCGAUUUUUAAACGAACGCGAGUGAAUUUCAAGAAAAAAAAACCCGGCUAAUUAGACGGCCGUGGUUAUAUAGUUAAACGAUGAAGCGGGAUUAUUAGUGAUUCAGUUUACUUUAAACAACUUAACUGAUCGAUUUGAAUGGUGAUGUUUUAUUCAGAUAAAUAUCAAUACGGUGCAAAAUAACGAAUAUGAUAAAAACGUACUGUUUGGCGAUAAUUAUUUGUUCAUUUUUUAACAUUGUUCUGACGAGAGAAACGAAAUGGAUACCGUGCGUCGAGUUGAAACGGGAUUUACAUAUCCCGUGCAAAUGUUCCAUCUCAACAGACUACAUCGGAUCGAUCGAAAUGAAUUGCGAUCAAGUGGUGUUUACGCGGAGUACUACGGACAGUUUAAAAGGACAACCGAUCGUUUCCAUGAGUCAAAGGAACAGCGGAUAUCAAAAUUUACCAGAAGAUUUGCUCAAUUCCGGUUUAAAUUUAAAGAAACUCGAUCUAUCUGAUAAUUCGAUUUAUAAAUUGAUGGGUCGAUCCCUUCAAGCACAGACUCAAUUAGAAGAAUUAAGACUUGCCGAUAAUUUUUUGGGCGAUAAUCUGAAUCCGAUAUUCUCGAGUAACGAGUUCCACGGUAUGAAAGAACUGAGAUUACUCGAUUUGUCUAGAAAUGGACUUCGAAGCUUAGAAGAAGGCAUCUUUAAAGGAUGCGAGAAUCUGGAACAACUUUAUUUAAAUGGCAAUAACUUGACGACAAUACCGACAAUGUCAUUAAAAGGACCCAAGUCUCUUAGAGUACUUUCUCUUUCUGGAAACAAUAUUGGAUCACUUCCACGUGCCGCUUUGUUGAUGCUAGGCGAAUCGCUGUUACGAUUAGAUUUAAGUGAAAACGAAUUGUCUCAUAUGGAGGAUGGUGCACUUUUGGGUCUUGAACGAUUAUUUUUGUUAAAUAUUUCUCGCAACGAUCUUAGCCGCUUUAAUAGUGACGUUUUUAAAGGAGCUUACAAUUUAUUGCAGUUGGAUUUGUCGACAAAUUUUCUGCGAGAAUUUCCAAGUGACGCGUUAAGACAUUUAACGGAAUUAAAAUUUCUCAAUCUAUCGAACAAUUUGAUCGAUGAGAUCGAGCAUGGGCAUUUAUCAACUUUAGGAGAGCUUCAGGUGCUGGAUCUUAGCCGAAACAAUAUCGGUCGGCUAGGUUUCAAUACAUUUUCGAAAUUAUCAGAAUUGACCAGGCUUGAUUUGAGUUUGAACGCAUUACGCACGAUCGAGGAAUCAUCGUUUAAUGGUUUGAAAAAGUUAAAAUGGCUCUCGUUGCAAGACAACAACAUCUUGUUAGUACCAGCUACCGCUUUGACAAAAUUACCAUCAUUAACUCAUCUACAUUUGGAGUUCAAUCGAGUUGCUGCUCUCCCGAUCGAGUUGAUCGAAGCGACAGCCUCAACUCUUGCAACGUUGGCACUCACUCGAAAUCUUGUUCGAGAAAUACCUGCUGGAUUAUUUCAAGAUUUUCAAGAGUUGACGAGCAUCGAGUUGUCUGGGAACAUGUUGUCAAGGAUAGCACGCGACACAUUUGUCGGAUUGGAAGAAACGUUGCUUGAAUUGGACGUGUCCUCGAACAGGCUGACUUCGAUCGGCCAACUUCCUUUAAGACGGUUGAUCUCCCUCGAUUUAUCCGGUAAUCGGUUAACGCGAAUCCCCCCAGAAACAUUCGAUUACUUGGAAAGGGUACGAUAUCUCAACCUAAGCUCAAAUCCUCUCUACGGUGGUUUCCCGCCUGUUUUUCCGUCUUCUGUGAUCGAUCUCGACGUAUCGCGCACAGAUUUAAACAUACUGCCCUCAAUUUUGUUUCGAAAUCUCGAAUCGCUCGAAAGGAUAUCGGUCGCUGGAAAUCGGUUGGAAAAAAUUGAGAAGGCCACGUUCGAUCGGCUAGUGAACCUCUCGAGAAUCGACUUGUCCGGGAACCUUAUCGAGCAUAUCGAGAACGAGGCUUUCGUAGGAUUGACCAAUCUGUACGAGUUAAAUUUACGAGGAAACAGGUUGAGUUCGUUUUCCGGGGAGCAUUUCGAUACCGGAACCGGGUUGGAGAGUCUUGAUUUAUCUUCAAACCGAAUAGAUCGAUUGUCACCGACCGCUUUCGCUAUUCAUCCAAGAUUAAGGGAGCUUGAUCUCUCCGAUAACCGAUUUCUCUACUUUCCAAGCGACUAUUUGAAACCUUUGCAAUUUCUUGAAUGGUUAAAUUUAUCGGGAAACGAGUUGAAAUCCGUCGACGAGUUUGCCUUUUCUCAACUCAUUCGGCUUCGAACGCUGAACCUCGCCGCAAACCGGAUUGAGUCGCUCAACGAGCUUGCUUUCCAUAAUUCCACGCAGCUCCAAUUGCUUGAUUUGUCAGGGAACGACAUCGAGGCUCUGAGCGAGAGAACGAUGGAGGGCCUGCUCCGUUUGGAACAUCUCAACCUUCGGGACAAUCGUUUAACCUCACUUCCGGAAACGAUAUUCGAUCCAACCAGAGUCCGUUCCGUGGAAAGUAUCGAUUUGUCUGGAAAUCGAUUAAACGAAAUUCCGAUUAGAUCUUUGCAACGACAGACCGCCUCUCUUUCCAGUUUGAACCUUGCCCGAAAUAAAAUGGUCGAAUUGUUUAGCCAGGAGGUUGCAAGCAAUGUGAAGGAAUUGGAUCUAUCGGACAAUCCGUUGAGCGCAAACGCGAUUAAGGGAAUAUUGGGAGAAGCGAAGAUUCUUCGAUCGUUGAACUUGGCCAAUACUGGGAUCAACCGUCUGAUGGUGAGACUCGAGACACCUUUCUUGAAGCGGCUCAAUCUUUCCAGGAACGACUUGACCGAGCUCAAAGUAAGCACCCUUGAACGUGCUACCAUGCUCGAAACGUUGGAUAUCUCGAGGAACAAAUUGUCGGAUUUUUCGAACAUGAAUCAAACGUUUCAAGCGUUACCAGCCCUCCGCUGGCUGGACGUAUCCAACAAUCACGUGAAGAUUGUCAACGAAACCAGUUUCAAUAGCUUGAUCAGUUUACGGUUUCUGAAGAUGUCCAGUCUGCAUAAUUGUACGAGAAUCGAGCGGAAUGCAUUCAAAUCAUUCGGAAAGCUUCGUUCCUUGAUAGCCUACGAUUAUCCAAAAUUGGGCUAUUUCGACGUUCAAGGUAUUCUGAAAGGAAUGAAUAAUUUGGAACUGUUGGACAUUGAGAUCAAAGAUUCAUCGAUAAGCAAUGAACAACUAUCGAUACGUUCGCAUCCUCGGCUCAAGGAGGUAAUUUUACGAGGAGACAGGCUCAGGAAUAUUUUGUCCAGUUCGUUGGUCGGUGUCAGAGGACCUAAGCUAGUGUUCGGUCUCAAAAACACUUCCGUUGACUCGAUGCCUGCCGCUCUUUUCUUUCCGGUACCACGCUCAACCGAACUGGAACUUGACAUCUCCGGUAGCAAAUUUACCACUUUAUCUGGCCAAUUUCUUUCAGCGCUUGACGAACGAACCGGUACGGUGAAGAUCAAGGGGCUUCGAUACAAUCCGAUUGACUGUAAUUGCGACGCAAGGCAUCUCUGGAAAUGGUUGAAAACGGUCGGUAAUGAUGAUCCUUCGAAUCUCGUUCUCUGUUCCGCUCCUGCCAAUUUAGUUGGCUCGUCGCUCACCAGUCUCGCUGAACAUCGAUUGUCAUGUGAUUUCACCUCUUAUACCUCUGUUGACGAGCUUGUCGACGAUAACACCGCGACUAACCACGUUCUCGUUGCCUCGUCUUCUCCUUCGUCUACAAUCAGAUCGACAUUUUCGGAACCCGAGAUUAUUUGGACAGUAGCACCUGCGGUACAAAACGCCGAUCGCAAUAAACAUUACAAUAACGAUCACGCCACUUCUUCGCCAGCCGGAUCUUCCACCGGCACUGACGACACACUGAUUAUCGGUAUCGUAGGAGGAGUUGUCGCGUUUAUAGCAUUGAUUGUGAUCGUAAUCUGCGUGUGCCGUUUCAGAUGGUCCUCCAAUCGAAUCGAUCAGACGCGUUUAGCUGUAGCGGCAGCGACUAGCAGUAUCCCUGAUGCCUCGAUGGUUAGACCCGCUAGCGCCUAUUCAGGCAAGAUCAAUCACGAGCUUUAUCUCGGAUCGUAUAACGAAUCCACGUUAGAUCGUGGAAAUAACGCGAUAGCUCCUUGUAUUCCAACAAUGUCGCACCAAAUGAUGCCUUUGGUUCAACCACCAGUGCACCUUAUGCACACUCUUUUAGCGCAAACUCAACCACAAUCGCAGUCCCAAUUGCAAGCGCAACAAUUUUACGGAUACUGCGAUGGCUCUUCUUUACCUAUUUACAUUGCCUGCUCAACCGAUGCCAAGUGCGACAGAUAACCUGUAAGAUAUUUACUUUUCCUUACCUUUCUACCUUACAUUUCCACUUCAUACACACAUAUACCUCAUAGUUUACUCGAUCAUAUUCUGUCAACAACGUGCUCUGUUGACGUGUUCACGUUCAUUCAUCAAACAUUCGUCAAUGAUUGUCAUUUAAUGAACUAACAAAUAAGUACUUAUAUAUACAAACAUAUGCUCAGCGCAUGUGCGUAACCUCGUAUACAAAACAUGUUAUAUAUAUUUUAGAUAUUUUAUAAAUGUGUGUGUAUAGUCACACUGAUAUUUUUAAUUAUGAAUUUAUAUGUA